This is a messenger RNA of Macaca mulatta (Rhesus monkey), 939 nucleotides long. Its product is annotated as putative olfactory receptor 1F2. Gene Ontology annotation, cellular component: membrane. Gene Ontology annotation, biological process: G protein-coupled receptor signaling pathway. Gene Ontology annotation, molecular function: olfactory receptor activity. The record is from RefSeq and is a predicted model, not a curated record. Lineage: Eukaryota; Metazoa; Chordata; Mammalia; Primates; Cercopithecidae.
AUGGGCACAACACCAGAUCACAAGUUGGGUGGAGAACACAUACUCGGGACUCAAACCAUCUCCUUCUCUGGCUGCCUCAUGCACAUGUAUUUUAUCAGUGAGCUUGCUGACAUGGACAAUUUCCUCCUGGCUGUGAUGGCCUAUGACCACUUUGUCGCUGUGUGCCACCCCUUAUAUUACACAGCAAAGAUGACCCAUCAGCUUUGUGCCCUGCUGGUCACUGGAUCACGGGUGGUUAACAGCUUGAAUGCUCUGCUGCACACCCUGCUGAUGGCUCGACUCUCAUUCUGUGCAGACAACACCAUCCCUCACGUCUUCCGUGACGUGACUCCCCUCCUGAAACUCUCCUGUUCAGACACACACCUCAAUGAGGUGAUGAUUCUUACUGAGGCUGCCCUAGUCACGAUCACCCCAUAUAAUUCCCUAGUCAUGCACCCCAUAUAGGCUUCCUAUAUGCACAUCGCCUGUGCCAUCCUGAGGGUCCCAUCCAUGAAGGGAAGAUGGAAAGCCUUUUCCACCUGUGGCUCCCACCUGGCUGUGGUUCUCCUCUUCUAUGGCACCAUCAUAUCUCUGUAUUUCAGCCCUUCAUCCUCCCACUCAGCUCAGAGAGAUAUAGCAGCUGCUGUGAUGUUCACAGUAGUGAGUCCCAUGCUGAACCCUUUUAUCUAUAGUUUGAGGAACAAGGACAUAAAAUGGGCUCUUGGCAAAGUGGUUGGCAGGAAGACAUGCUCUUACAGAUGGACGUCCUGUGGAAUUAUCUGUCAUUUCCAGGCAUAGCAGUCUUUGCCAACUCAUUGAAAUGUAGCAGUCUAUCUGUCAAAGUGUCUUCAAGGAACUUAGAAUAAAUACAUCCAAUAGAUACUUAUCAAUGAACUCUGACUUAACUACAACCCUGCUCUCUUAAGUAGGUAAUACAUUUGUUUCUAAUUAUGAUAUUUA